CUUCCUCCUCCUCCCCGUCCCCCUUGCACCAGCUCGCUGCUUGUCUCGACUACCCCGCGUUGGAGGCACUAGGAGUACUUCAGCUCUGUAUUGAAAUCUGUGCCGAACAUACAGAGCGAGCAUACGCGUCAUUCUCUGAAGUCCGUCAUGGACGCUAACGAGAGCAAUCUACAAGAAUCAAGUACCAUCUCACAUCCUGGGCCGAGCGGUUCUGGCUCAGCAUCGAAGGCACUGCUCGCGGGUAGUCGGCCCCCUUCCCCGCAUCACCCGCAACCCGUCAAGCCCUCCGAGGGAGAGCUUCAAGGCCAAGUAGGCCAUGCAGUACCAACAGGGGAUCAUGAUUACUCUGGGGCGGGAGGUUCGGAGCGGCCACUCAACGUCAGCGACGCCCUCGGUUAUCUCGACCAGGUCAAGAUGCAGUUCUCCGAGCGACCAGACGUGUACAACAAGUUUCUGGACAUCAUGAAGGACUUCAAGAGCCAGCUCAUCGACACCCCAGGCGUUAUUGAGCGCGUGUCUAAUCUCUUCCACGGGCAUCCGUCCCUGAUCCAAGGAUUCAACACUUUUCUUCCCGCCGGCUACCGGAUCGAGACCACAUCCCAUCCCGACCCCAACUACAUCACCGUCACAACGCCUGCGGGUACUACGACGCAGGCUACAAACAGCGUUUUCAACUACGGUGGAAACGCCGAACACGCCCCCCUACCCCCGCCGCCAGCUAGCCAUGAACCGGAGGCACCCAUAGUGUCGCAAGAAACCCUGAAGCCCGCCCUCGACUAUGUCACCAAGGUUAGGACGCGAUACGCAAACGAGCCGGAGAUGUACAGGAAGUUCCUGUCGAUUCUCUCGGAGUCUUCCGGGACGAUGCAAGAUCACAAGGAUAUCCGCGGGAUGGAGUCGUGGUCGGUGGCGUGCUUGUCGGCCAAGUAUCCGCAGGGCGAGACGUUGCGCAAGAUCGGCGUGUUGCUGCAAGACGCGCCUGACUUGAUGCGUGACUUCAUACAGUUCUUGCCGGACGAGCAGACGCAGAAAGACGAGCUCGCGCGCGUCGCGAAGCUGGAGGAGCAGAGGAAGGCCGCGGAGCCGAAACCGAAGAGAGGCGGCGGCGACGGGCACGCGUCAUCUUCUACCGCCGUCCCCCAGAAGAGGAAGAGGAAAGUUGCAGAUCGCGACAAGGAGAAAGAGCUUCCUGCGAAGAGCAGCGCAAACAAGAAGACGAAAGUGCAAGCGUCGAGCGAGGCACCUUCACCGGCUUUAACUCAGCGGCAGGCCGUCCCUCCGCCUUCUCCACCCCGCGCGCCGCCUCAGCCGCCUCCACAGGCGUUCUACCCUCAGCACCAGCAGCCCAUGCCUCUCCCCCAACAUCUCCCGCAGCCCAUUCAGCAAUCAAAUUCGCUUCAUCCCAGCGACGACCGACAUUUCUUCGAGCGCGUCAAGCGCGCGCUCGAUAACCGCGACACGUACAACGAGUUCCUCAAACUCGUCAACUUGUUCACGCAGGACAUCAUCAACACCACCCGUCUUGUGCGGGAGGCGAGGUCAUUCCUGGGUGAUGGCGAGUUGAUGGCGCAGUUCAAGGCUAUCCUUGGCUGGGAUGAGCGCAAGGACUGGAUCGCGGCUGAGGAGGAGGCGUGGACUCGUCCUAUGGGAGCGCUGGAUCGGCCCAGUCGGGAGCAGCUGCAUACGCGAUAUGGGAGCUACAGGAAACUUCCCGCCCACGAGGUCCACGUGCAAUGCUCCGGCCGCGAUGAGAUGUGCAAUGCGGUGCUGAACGACGAGUGGAUCUCGCAGCCCACGUUCGCGAGCGAGGACGCAGGCUUCAUCGCACACAAGAAGAACAUCUACGAGGAAGCCCUACACCGUAGCGAAGAGGAGCGACACGAGUAUGACUUCCACAUCGAGGCCAUUCAUCGCACGAUUCAGGUCCUGGAACCGUUGAACAACAAGAUCGCGCAGCUCACGCCCGAGGAGCGCGCCAACUUCAAGCUGAAGCCCAACCUCGGUGGCGUUGGGAAGGCGAUUCACCAGCGCGUGAUCAAGAAGAUAUACGGGCGCGACCCGGGGCUGGAAGUCUGGACGGCAAUGCAGGAAGUGCCGGCGACGGCGAUCCCAGUGGUGCUCACCCGCUUGAAGCAGAAGCACGAGGAAUGGAAACGUGCGCAGCGCGAGUGGGACAAGGUGUGGCGCGAGGUCGACCUGCGCAACUACCACAAGUCGCUCGACCACCAGGCGGUGACGUUCAAGGCCGCGGACAAGAAGGCGGUCACGCAGAAGGCGUUCGUGUCGCAGAUCGAGGCCGCGCGCGAUGAGCAGCGGGUGAAGCGGGCGGCGCUCAUCGACCCGCUGUUUGCUCGCACGAAGCCGCGGCACCAGCUCGAGUUCGUCGUGGAAGACACUGCGGUGCUGCAGGACACGCUGAAACUCACGUUCUCGUUCCUGGACCGCACGCAGGGGCAGAUCGCGCUCGUGGACCGGAAGAAGAUCGAGACGUUCCUGCGGUCGUUCGUCCCGUUAUUCUUCAUGCUCGACCCUGUCGCUUUCAACGCCGCGUUUGUCGCCCACCAUGAGUCUAUGGACGGUGAUGGGGAGGCGGAGGAAGACGUUGAGAUGAACGGUACUAGCGGAGGCAGUUCUCGGUCCAGGAAGAAGGGCGGAGGUGGUAACGCGGGCGAUCUGCGGAAGCGGUUGCUGAAGAGCGAGCAGGCCAAGUCUAGCCGUCGUACGAGAGCUCAGGAGGCCGCUUCCCCCACCCCUUCCCGCUUCGCAUCCCCAGUGCCAUCUGACCCCAUGCAGCUCGAUGGUGAGCCUGUCAAGGGAGAGAACGGGGUUGCCUCUGGCGUUCGGCUAGAUAAGAACCCUUCGCGACGACGCGGUAGCUUCUUCACCAACACCGCUUUCUACGUCAUGCUGCGACUGCUGGAGUUGCUCUACUCUCGACUCCAGCUCUUCAAGAACAUUACCGCAGAGUUAGUAGCGAAUGGCACGGAUCCGAUGGAGCCAAAGCCUUCUCUCGUCUCGAAGUUGAUCAAGGACGACCUUGCGAAAAUGGGCGACCGCAUCAACCACGCGUCGCAUUACUAUGACCUGAUGUUGGAGUCCUGCGAGAAGUUGUUCGACAAUGAGCUCGAGCAGCACGCCUUUGAGGAGAUUACGCGGUACCUGUUUGGCCUGAAGCAUGCAUACAAGCUGUUCACCGUGGACAAGGUCAUCGGCGCCUUGAUUAAGCAGGUUCAAGUCAUCCUGUCGGAUCCUAAGAGCCAAGAGCUGUUCGAUCUCUUGCGGCGAGAGCGCGAAAUCACCUCUCCAACAACUCAGGACCUUAUCAACUGCCGUCGGAAUACUGAGCGCGUGCUUGGUCCUGAUGAGAACUUGUUCCGCGUGGACUGGCUCCCGGAGCCUAGGACGAUGACGAUCCAGCUCAUAGGCAAAGAUGACAGCACUUUUGACGACUCGGAAGUCCUCACUGGGCGCUGGCAGUCAUACAUCGAGUCCUUCGUUUCGCAUCACUACACUGCAGGUGUGCCUUCCUCGUCCACUAUCCGCCGUCCAUUCCUCCUUCGUACGAGAUUCCCCGCACCUUCCGGUGAAAUGCCCGACAUUCUCGCCCGCGGCAGGCUCCAGAUCAAGGUCUGCGUGCGCACCUACCGGUUCUUCUUCGUCCCGCCCUCCGAAGAUGUCAUGAUUCGCCUAUCCUCUGUGCAAGAGCGCGCGGACGCACGUGUGCUAGUUGAACGGCGUACUGCGAAGCGCAAGAAGUGGAUGGAGGACUACGCGAGCAAGAUUGCGGAAGAACAAGAGCCCAUCGUCAAGGAUACCAAAACGCCUUCGCCGUCCGUCGCCCCCACGACUGGGGAGGAUGCGACUCCUGCAGUGGAGGAAGCACCAAUGCAGGCAGAGACUACCCCUUCGGCGACGGAGACACCAGUGGCUCCCGCAGAAGAUACUCCCGCUCCCACGAGCGGCGUAGUCGAGGUUGAGAUGGAUGUCGAGAAGGUGCCGGACCCGCAACCACAGGCCCUGCCCGAACCCGUCUCGGAAGCGGAAGCUACAGCGCAUGUCGUUCCAGAAGAUGACGUCGCAGAAGCAGCGGCAGCUGUCGCGGCAGUCAUCGCUUCCGCCGUACAACCCGACCCGGAGGACGUGCCCAUGGCCGAAGCGGUAGAGACGCCAGUGGUGGUACCAACGAACGAGCCGGGUCCCGCACCUGCACCUGCACCAGCUCCUGAGCCUCAGCCCGUGUCGCCAGAACCCGUCGUUCAGGACGUCGGCCCGUCUGCGGUCUCGUCGGAGCCAACAACAACGCUACCGCAACCACCCUUCGCUCAGCCAUCGGAAGCUAAAGUACCUGUGCCUGCGCCUCUGCCCGUGCCGCCAGCACGCGCAGAGCCGAUAGCUACACCCGUAGCCGAGGCACCUAUCUCAGCACCAGUGGAAGCAGAAGUGCCCGCACCGGCAACGGCCCCGGUCGCUCCAAUCGUGGAAGCAGUCCUCGCAGCGGCGAGUAUCGCAGAGCUCGAACCAACCCGACCCUCGGCUCCCGCACCACCGACACCCGUAGAGCCCGCCGCUCCUCCGCCCCCACCCCCAACAUCGGCCGCCCCUGAUGUUCCCCCUUCAUAACUCGUCAACACGGACGGUUGCGCUUCUCCACCGAGGUUGUUGAUACCAAGUCUCCUUAUAUACUCUCUGUCUCUCAUAGCUCUCUUCCC
Molecule: messenger RNA, 4709 nt
Organism: Trametes versicolor FP-101664 SS1
Lineage: Eukaryota; Fungi; Basidiomycota; Agaricomycetes; Polyporales; Polyporaceae
Exons: 12
Coding region: 148-4620 (1490 amino acids)
Biological process (GO): negative regulation of transcription by RNA polymerase II
Cellular component (GO): Sin3-type complex; chromatin
Molecular function (GO): transcription corepressor activity
Source: RefSeq, a predicted model, not a curated record